This is a messenger RNA of Anopheles gambiae (African malaria mosquito), 16863 nucleotides long. RefSeq lists its product as uncharacterized. The transcript is spliced from 2 exons. The record is from RefSeq and is a predicted model, not a curated record. The coding region runs from base 4347 to 14741 and encodes 3464 amino acids. Lineage: Eukaryota; Metazoa; Arthropoda; Insecta; Diptera; Culicidae.
UACACAUACCACAGUCAAGUAUUACAAAAGAAAACCAAGAUGGCCCCUGCUUUGCUCAUCGUGAAAUAAUUAAACAAGAAGAUAGACAAGAGUUGGAGAAAAAAUUGUGUUUUGUUGCUUUUAAAGAAAAGUCACUUAACACUUUGUUAGAUACAUUUGUGAAAAAAGUGAAGUUCAUUUAAAGAUGAAAAACAUGUUUUAACCUCUAUUAAAAACUUUAUCUUUGCUGCUACCGUAACCAAUACGGAAUGAAGUAAUCUUCGUGUUUGACCAAAUCUAACACACCAUAAUUGCUUUUUGUUUUAUCAACUUUAAAAUUUCAUAGUAUUCAUUCGAGUAAAAGCAAAGUUAUACGAAAAAAAUUGGCAGUGAAUGGACUUGGAAAAGUAUUGCUACGAAAUGUUUGUGGCAGUACAGAAAAUAGCUUAAAAGUAAAACCAAACAUUACCUACAUGUGAAAUUAAAAAAUGAUACGCUUCCUCAAUGAUGAACACGGACAGUCGGAUGUAAUGGCUGAACACAGCAAUCUGCGAGAGAUUACCAAGGUGCAGUCCUUAUGCAGUCUACGAGAAAAUAUUUCUACUUCUAACAGCAAACGACCAGCAUCACCAGCUAAAAGUUAUGCACUGAAAGUUCCAGAUAUCCAAAGUGAACGAAGGACCUCGCACCGUCUUUUGUCUACAAAUCGUUCUGAUAUUGUUGAUGCUACAACCUCCCCACGUUUGAUCAAUCGACGGGAUAUGCACGGUUUUGAGAGCAGUGAAAGAAGAAUGUCGGCAGUAAAAGACUCUUCUAAUACUAGUAUCAUUUGUCGCUUGCCGUUGAACCGAUUAGAGUCAAUAAUAGGAUCGUUAAAAAAUAUGAAAAAAAGAUCUGAUCAUAUGGCUACUACUUUGAUAGAUAUAGACUCGAUUCCAGAAGAACCGGAUCAAAUCAAUAGCUUUGCAGUAGGUUUGGACAACGUAAAGGAUGUGCCAUCUACGAACAAUAUCGCGUACAAAGUGUUAUGCUUGUAUUGUGAUCGAAGUUUUAGUAACCAUAAACUGAUGAUCAAGCACACGGACCGGAUUCAUCGAAUAGCAAAAGAACGACGAAGUAGUGCCCGUGUACUAUCAACAUUAGCGAAUGGAUCAGACGUUUCGACUUGUUGCAAUUUUUGCCAUAAAAGUAAGGCGUUAAACCUGAUAUCAGACGAUCUACAAACAUUAUUUAAACAUCUAAUAUCAGCUCAUUCAGACCGCUAUUUUGCGUGUGAGCGUUGUACUAUGCGUUUUCCGAAUGAUGCUGCACGAGACGCGCACAUGGAUGCUUUCCAUCCAUCUUCCACCACUAGGCGUCCAAAAUCAAAAGCUGCUCUUAAAGCUUUCAGUCAUACCCAAAACAGUACUUCUCAACAUUCACAACAACUUGUCACGAAUGCUCUUAACAUUAAAAUGCAUAAAACAGGUGUGUACAGUGAAAUUAAUGAUCAGGUCGAGUUUAACUCGGUUCGUCAAUCAGUAUCCAGUAGCCUGUCAAACAGCAACAUUAAAUCAGAAUUAGCAGCUCAAAACAUUUGUCUGCGAUCUUCGCUACGUAAUUCUACGGCUCCUUCACCACAAAAGGUUACCGAUAGUAACAAAUCAAAGACAAAGGCCUUCAAAAAGUCGGAACGUUUACUAAGACGAAAUUCUGAACCCAUGCUUCUUUCUCGAUUGGGUAUCACACAGCAUAGAUUACCACGCCAAAGCCGUCGUCUUAUGGCUGCAGCCUCAUCGUCUGCCAAUGUCACACUUUUAUCAUCUGCUACUUCAUCAACAUCUACGACACAAUCAAUACAUUCUACAACAGUUCCAGCAUGUGCAAAAUUUGCAACAAAAAAAAAGAGUCUGGGAACGGCAAAUGAAGAAGGGCAGUCGUUCCAGAAUUGCUACAAUAAAAUAAUAAAAUUGAAAACGAUUCGUUCCUCGUUGACCGCCAAUUCCGUAGUUUGCGAUCCUUCGAUGACUGAAACUACGGAAACGAAUAAGACAUUAGCAAAGGGAUCAGAUGUUGCAGCCCUCGCGAAUAUUGUUGUUUUAAACACCGGAUCAUCUAGUGAUGUGUCGGUUGGAAUUUUUACCCGUGGUACAAAUAGUAGUGUUUUUGUGAGCAAUAAUGAUUGGGGAAACAUUACAGCAAGUACAGGAAGUAAUUCGUGUAACGGGAACAACUUAUUGCAAGUCAACAAUAGUGGCGUUUUUGACGAAGAUUUCUACGAUAAUGUUACCCGAAAUGUGAAAAAUAAUCUUUGUUGCCAUUUAGAUGGUAAAUUAGAAGCUCUAACUCCCAAUGCGCCUUGCCCGACGAGUCCAGUUGCUGUUAUACCAACUGUGAGAUCAACAGUUGUCAAGAGUCCAGUAUCAAGCGAUAGUAAAAUUCAUGAGGCAACAAACCUACCGGCUAUCUCAGCCAUGUUUCCUACUUUGUUAACGGCAGAACAGUAUGGUCCGGAACCGAGACAAACGACGACUAACUCAUCCAUAAUAUCUUUAUCGUCGGCUUCGUCAGUGAAAACAAAGAAACCAGUCACAAAGAAUUCCUGGAAGUGGAAAUGGGACUUUGUUAAGAAAUACACCUACGUCAAUGAAAAUGGGCGAAUCGUAAAAAAAAUCAAGCAGCCUACAAUAGGAUUGCGCGAUCUCUCAAAGCUUGACAUGUGGACUCAAUUGACCAUGCGUACGAAACAUGAGCUAUUUCAGCAUCAACGAUCGAGUGAUAGUCGAAAUCAGUUUCAAUUAUCGAAAACAAAAUUUGGGAUAUCUGACGAAGGACAUUCGAUAACAGUAGCGGAUGUUGGGGCUAUUUUGCGGGACGAAAAAAGAGCAAUGGUCGAACAAUUGGAUUGCCUAUUGGAUGCACGAUUAUUACCGCAAAUAGAUUUAGAACAGAAUGAACAGCGAAUAAUAAAAAUUGAACCAAUAGAUCAAGACAAAACGACAGAAGAAACUUGUUUUGUAGACGAUCAACUUCCUAAUGACACUGUAUCGCGAGAAGAAAGUUCAUCGCUUGUACCUUGGACGGAUAAGAAAAACUCCAGUGAAGAAUCCAAAAGUUUAGAUUUUCUGCAAAAUCUGCAGCUCAUGCAGCUUAACAGUAAUGAUCUACAAACACGUGUCGUGUUAAGUGGAGAAUGGGCUCGACCAAGAUGUUACAUUUGUUAUGGUUGUGGUGCAAAGUUUAAUUCUCUUAAACAAGUAGAAGAGCAUCGUAUUUUUCGACAUCCUCAUGUACAUUCCACCUUUUAUGAGAUAGUCGGAAGAGAACUCAUUGAAAAGAGAUUGUACAAGCAUUUUUUCGUUCCUUUUAUGGCACUGGCCAUGCAUCAUUUAUACUUUGUGCGACUGAGCAAUAGCGAAUUAUUUUUGAAUAGUUCUAUGUUCGGCUCGAAUUCUCAACACAAAGGGGAGUAUAGAAUAAACAAUCCUGCCGAAAUUAAGAACGAAGAUUCCUCGUCGAAUGAAGCUACCUCGUUUUCCACAUCAACAAUCGCAUCGUCUUCUUCAUAUCGUUACUCAACGAAUAGUUCAGUGGUCACUCUGAUGGAUAAUUGUUCGAACGGUACGAAUACGCUUACAACAUUUAACGAUUUGGCAAAUCAUGAUGUUCUUGAAAAUGAAGGAAUCGGUAUUCGCUCAGCGACUUGCAGUAAAUGUCAAAAGGAAUGUCAGAAUCAAAUAGUGUUGUAUGCACAUAUACUCCACUGUUCCAAUGAUUACGUUUGGCUACAAGCGAAAAAACGGAUGAAAUAUCGUCGUGCUAAACGGAGAAGAGGUGGCAAUAGAAGCGGCGGAAAUUGUGCAUCGUCUAUGUUAACAGUGCCGCGAAUAGCCCAACAUCAUCAGAAUGCUGUGGGAAAAGAGGAAUCAGCAGUAGUCGCUCCGCUACCUUCUUUAGUGGAUGAAAAGAGUAUUUUGAGCGUAGGUGCAGUAUCUAGAACUAUCAUCAUCGGCAGUAAAGACAGCUGCUCUAAUAGCAGUUGUAGUAUCAGCGGUAGCAGUUAUAAGAACAGCAAUACAAGUACCAGUAGCAUUAGCAGUGUUGGUUCCGUGAUCGAUAAUGAAAUUUCCACAUCGAAUGGAUCACAAAAAUAUAACAAGUCACCUAAACGAAAAGAAAACGAUAGUAAGUAGUUAAAAAAUAUUGUGUUUUGCUACCAUUGCACGUUAUUCAAGGAUUUUCAUAAUAUCACGUGUUAUUGUAAAAAACUGAUAUAUUUUUCAAUUCUUCCAGGUGACAUAGUGAAAAGGCUACUUGCAAAUCUUCCAGCAAAACGGAUUUCCCGACAGAUAAAUUUGCAAACAACGAAACAAAUCAGCAAACGAUCUAUGACACCAGCAAAAAAGUUUUGUUCUGAAGCAAUGGUAGUAACUCCAAAGGUAAAAGGCCAAGGCGAACUUGAGAAAAAUGAUGCUGUAGUAAAACAUCCAUCAGAAGUUUGUGGUGAGCAUGUAGCUGUUCAAUCUACUGCAUUGAAAAAUGUUGCAGUCACGAAUGGUAAUAGUAUUGGUGGCAUUAAAAAAAUAACAUCUUCAAUUUCUUUAUCAAAACGGGAAAAAGUCUCUACAAAAUUGAGAUCUAAGCAAAGUGCGGCUGUACUGCCUUCUAUGAACAACACAAUGCAUGUCUCGACUAAACAAACACAACAAAGUAUGCGCAAAAAAAAUAAUACUAUGUUUCAACCUACUUUAGGUGUAGCGAAUCAUAAAAGAAAUUCAAAACAUUUUUCAAAUCGCGAAGAAAACUCAGUUAAAUUGAAAGGAAAAAAAAUGGAAAAGGUUAAUCGUGUAGGGCUAAUCAAUAAGAAUAGAAUGAUGUUGUGGAAACAAAGCCAGCGUCAAAUUAUUAGAUUAACCACUUCCAACGGCCACCAUCGAAUACUGCGUAGUACUGGGAAACGUUUGCUACCGGUAUCGAUAUCAAUAUGCAAUCGUGAGCAUUCCUUGCGAUUAGGCAGGAUGAAUAACGAGAUUAACAAAAACAGCAUUUUGAAUGAAAAUUCGUUGAAAAGUAAAGACGAAGCAUUGGAUGAAAAUGGAUUUGUAAUUUUGGAUGAUCCAGGAAAAGAAGCAAAAGUAUGCAAAAAUAGUACUGAAAAAAAUAUUUUUAAUAACAUGGAAACAAUGUCAAAAAAAGCUUCAAUAGAAAAAAAUAGAUCCUCUAAUCAGAACAAUGAUAUAGACAAAAAAGUAGACCAGUCUAUUAAAAUUAACGAACGAGUUCCAACUGUUGAAACGAUUGAAUAUGAAAACUCUUUGAAUAUUCCAUGCAAUCCAUUGCAAGUAACGCCAACUCAACCGAUUAAACCCCAACACUUGAAAGAUCCUCCAUCCACACCCAUUAAAAAUAAUGACAUCAUUACCUUUUCACAAAUCAUAAUCCCAGAGACGUUGUCCUCAGUUGCAACAGUUUUAGAACCUAGCAAACCAUUGACUACACAAUUAGGUAAUCAACCAAUGGUAUGCAAAAGCAAGAAGAAAAAAUUAAACGAUUGUAUUGCGAUGCUUACGGGAAAACUUUCAGAACGGUUAGGAGUCGAUUUUUUCAACAAUGAAAACGAUGUUAUUAAUAGCGUUGAAACACCGCAAAACAAACUGAAGGAUUCUUUAUCUCUUUUAAAUCUUGUCCAACCAAUCAAAUCAAAUACUUCUACAAUAGUUUCUGAUGAAUUCGUAAACAAACCGAAGGGGGCUGAAAGUUGCCAGACAAAGACACAAUAUUCUUCAAUAUGCUCAUCGCUUCCAGUGGCUGCAAAUGAUAUUACCAUUAAUUCUCCAAUGUUGUCUAACAGUAAUAUCCCAGCCAUGAUUUCAUUACACUCAAAAAAUCAUCAUAACCAUGUAAAAUAUGAUGAUGUGGGAUCCCUAUCGCAUAUGCUACCCCCAGCGAUGUCACUGGAACAGUCUGUGUUGAAUUUAGCAGAAGAACACAUAUCUGACGAACCCUUGAAUUUGUCCAAAUACGGUCUUGUUGAACGGGUGAAUAAGGCACAUACAAAAGAUUAUAGUAACAUUUUGAAUAUGACAGUGCCGCAGUCUGAACAUGAAUCUUUGAUUUCAUCAAAUUCUACUUCGACAGCACUCCAAACUAAUCAUUUAAAACAAGUAAUUGCAUCGUGUUCCCAAAAUACAAAUCGCUCGAUUGAAAUUACGGCAAAUAUGUAUCCACAAAAUGUGAGUAAAUUAAAGGUGGUGCCACCUACAAUGUUAGAUACCGUCAAUACCAUACCAUCUAAUGUAGGUGGUGGUAAUAUACCAUCGUUAAAACUACCACCAGGGCUAAUAAUCGAGAGAGUGGAAUAUAAACAAGCACGUCCAAUCAUCACUAAGGAAGCUCCGUCUGUGACAAUUGUAGCACGUCAACGUACGGUACCGGUUCAACCGAUGAUGUCGGAAAAUAGUGCUACUGAUUUAACAAUCGAACCUUUGAAAUCUGUAACGCAAGGUUCAAAUUUCAAUACCACCUCCAGCAAUCUCACUCAUUUUACGAAGUCUUUGCCCAACCGUAGUUCAUUUGUUCAAUAUAAAUCUGAUUCAAAUCACUUGAAAGUCACAGGUAAAUAUACUGUUGCAAAUAUUAUUCCACGACGGUCUGAAUUAACUAAAGACCAUUUAGUGCCGACUUGUAACACCUCAGAUUCGAUAUCUGGUGGAGGAUGCGAAGAAAAUCAUAUAUCUGUUACUAUUACUGAAUCGAAUACACCUUAUCAUGAGCGAAUUUCUGAUACUGCAAAUCUGCAAGAAACCGUUGAUUUGAGUCCUGAUCAUAAUCAAGUGGUUUCAUCAGGUUGUUUGCCUUCACGAAAAGCAUUGAUAAAUUUGACGACCAAAUCACCAAAUCCACCUUGUAAAUCAUCAUCAAUUGCACUAUCACCGCUGCAUACAACAUCAAUUAGCGGAAUCGGGCAUAUGGUUGGAUCAGUGGAAAAAAUAACUCAGGCUGUUCCAACACUAAUUAUACCGCAAGUCCCUAUGCCAUCGCUUAGUCAGGCAGCACAUCCGACAAAGCGCGCUCGUCGUAAAAGCGUGUUUGUACCAUUGCCUGUACCAUCCGUAGAACCUAAACGCGAUGCUAUGACUAAAUAUUUGAUCCAUUCACAUCCAUCUGCAAUUACUGCAGCCUCAUCAGCAAUAUCCAAUAACGCUAAUUUGUUAUCGUCUAUGUCGUUAUCCUUUGUUACGCCUGGUUUAUUGCCAGUAACGACAACACCAAUGUUAGAGCCUUUCAAUGCCCAGCGACUUGCUUCUAUUAAACUUCCAGCUCAUCUUCAACCUCCAGUGAUACCACCGUUGAAAAUACCAGAUACGGCAGCAUCCUCUACAGCUUUGUUGGAAAAAAUUUUUCAACCUACACACAGUGAAGUAUUAUCAACUGGACUAGAGUUGAAAAAAGAUUCACAGUGUGUGAAUACGAAACAGUUAUCCUUACAACCCUCUCCAAUGCAUACAAAAGAUUACAACAAAACUGUCGAGGAAAAUUCGAAUUUUAUUUCUUUUCCAAUGCCUACAAAUUCAAACAUAAAUGGCUUGUCAAAACAGUUUGAACAAGUGUCCAAAACAAACACUGCAUUAUGUAUGAGAACUGAAGAAACAAGAUCAUCAAAUAUGGCUAUUAAAUCAAAUGCUUCGUCUGGAAUGAGUAAAAGCGGUGGUCGCAUAAUGAAACGUAGAGCGUCUGUAGCUGAUUUGCAAAGAAAAGCGCUGAUGGAACAAAUUUGGAAUCAGUCAAUUUUGGAUAAAAUGAUGCAUGAAAAAGACACACGAUUUGUAAGUGAAAAAGAAAAUGAACAGGAAGUAGUUAAAAUGCAAAAUCCUCCAAUUGGUACUGUGAUAGAAAAAUCAAAUAAUUUGAAAAUUUUAGAUGAACAAAUGAACCUUACAAUCGGUGAAAGUACUACAAUUCCACAGAUUAAUCUAAACAAUCCUUCCAACUCUGCUAGCGGGUCAAAUCCCAAAAAAAAGGAGAACCAAACUAUAAAAGAAGCAUGCUCGCUCGAAAACGAUAUUUUAUCAAAAACAAAUGUUAUUGCACCGGUAAAACAUUGCAAAACAAUAGCGAAUCAGAGUAUCGAGAUUUAUCAUCAGCUGCAGAGUAGUACAGUUAUUACACCAACAAUGGUACAGGAAGAACGAAAAGAAAUAACUAAAAUGCCCCAAAACACACACAUAGACUACAAUCAACAAACUAACCACAUAGAACAAGAAAAACAGAACUCGUCGAUACAAUCUGGCUGUACGUUAAAACAUUCGCAACCAACUGUUGACAAAGAGCAAUGCGUAUUAUUGACUAAUGAGAUAGAACCAGCUGUUCUUACACCAUCGAUAAAGGAUGCUAGCAAUAUUAGGUCUAUUGACGGGGUCAAAGAAACGCAGGAAGAGAUUUCUGUUGAUGCAUUUGUCAGCCAGGUAAAAGCAUCUCCGACCAAAAUUAUACGAAAACGUCGAAAAAAUGAACUAGCAUCAAUACUCUCAGACCAGUUGUUGGAAAGCUUUAAAGAAGUUGAUAAAUCGAGAUUGGAUGAUCUUAAGCUGUUGCAUGAUUUAACCUGCGAAACGCCAGAUGUGAAAUUUUCUCUUGAACAAAUCCCCCAAUUAGCUAAGCGUAAAUCAAACCCCCGAAUGCCAGACUUGUUAAUUCAUGAUUCAUCGAAAACAGUAACUUCAUCAAGCACUGCACCAAAGAAAGUUUGCUCUUCUAAACGACUGACUAAAGACAAAGAACUAACGAGAUCAGAAUUAUCUGUAAAAGAAGCGAAUAAUAAAUCCACGAAUGAAAUAUCUACCAGCAUUACAACCUCAUCCAGUAAGGUUAAAGGCACCCAGACAAAAGAAGGAAGUCCAGACUUAAUCGCAAACAAUUAUGAAUCUUUAAAAUAUUCCUCUACUGAUAUAAAGUGUUUGGCAAACUUCAGCUCGAAAGCAAACGAAAAAAAUACGACAAAUGAACGUUGUGCACAAUUCAACAUCGAAAAAAACACAUUGGCCGAACAGUUGGCAGGUAGUAAGACAACUCGGUCAAAAACACAAUAUUCAUGUAAUUCGACGAAAACGGUCGCAGCCUGCUUACAAAAUAAAAAAACAGAGAAAAUCCAAGGUUGUAAAACAACAACACCAAAAUAUCAUAAACCAAUUGAUUCAGUAAUUGGAAAAGCUCGUGCUGGAGACAACAACAGCCUUCUUAAAGACAAUUUGGAUACCAGUACUACAAAUUUAAUAGCAAAUGACCCAAAAAGAAUUAUGUCUCGUCGGAAAUCGAUUUUUGUUGACUGCGACUUGUCUCAGUACGUUGAGAAAGAAGAGUGGAAAAACAAAAUAAAAUCAAGCAACUCGUCUAUUAAAGAUGAUAUUAUGUUGACAUCUCGGCCAGGUACACGUAGCCAAGGCCAGUUGGGUCUAGAUUUAGUGCAGAGCUUCGUUGAAGCAACAAUGAAACCACGUGAUCCUCGUAGACGGAUUUUACAGCAACGUCGCGAGGAAGAUUUUUGUCCGGUUAAAUCCGAUGGAACAAAACUAAGCAUACCCAAACAAGUGAAAAUUGCUGGAAAAAAUAUUACGGAGCAAGAAGAAAACAUGGUUAAAUUAACAGACGAAUAUGGUGCUGUCGAUGUCAUACCAAAAGAUAUUGACAAAAAGCAGACUCCAGUAGCUGAAGUAAUAGAAAAAAAUGCUCCUUUGCGAAGAAUCAGUGCUCGGAGGGCUUCUUUAUGUGUACGAUCAACUAUGAGUUUGAUAAGUUCUCAAGAAAAGUAUAGUAUAGUCGCCCCUCCGGUGGAAGUAACAUCUAAGGAAGACGAGCACCUGCAUGAUAUCGGAAAUGAAGUAAAACGUAUUUACAAACGUCGAGCUUCAAUUUAUCAGAUACCAAAUGAAUUCCAAGAACAUGGAUUGGGUAACUCGGAGGAACUGAACCCUCGAAAAUCGACAUUGCACAGGGAGGAAAAUACUUUGAAGAAAAAAGAUAUUUCAUCGAAUAAAUCCAGCAACCGCCGCUCUAAAACUCCAGUACCAACAGAUUGGAAGCGUCGCAAUCAGCUCCCGUUAAAUGGCACCUCGGAACCGCUAAUUGAAUCUUUACUGCAGUUCGCACCCAGUAUUGAAUCCAGCACUCCAAAACGAAGAACAACGAAAAAUAGUCAGAUCGCAGAAACUGUUUCAAAACUUUUUAACAUUCAGGAGGAAAUUAUGUUAAUAGAUAGUUCUAGGCGGAAACCUAGAAAAGUAAAUUCUUCAACAGUACCCUCUAACAAUACAUCAAUAAUGUCUUCAAACCAGGAAUCAUGCCAAAAGACAAUAGAUAGGACAAAUUUUAACGCAUUCGAAAAUCAAAAGAGCGAAACAAUGUCUUUGUAUGAUACUUCAGCAGUACCAUCAACUCAGAAGCCAACAAAAUCAUCUUCAUUUUCCAAUGAUAAGGACGAAUCACCAAAAGGUAUAAAGAAGAUAGUGGAAAAUACAAUCAUCAACACGACAAACUCAUCAAGCGGUUCAACUGAUUACUCUGAUGAUGAUAACAUGUCUCUUGCUUGCUUUGCGGCUCGUAGUAAUGCUGUUCAACAUCAAUCGACAGAUAUGUUUGCUAAACCUUCUAAAAGUAUACAACUGUGUAUUACAGGACGUGCUACGUCAGUGAUAGCCGAUGAUGAAAGUACAACGAAUACUGAAGCCUUUGAUGAAGACAUCAUGAGUGUUUCUACUGAAAUUCCCACAGUAACUAACACAUCAAGAUUGGGCAAUCGUGGUGUAAGAAGCAAACGGCGAAAGUCACAAAAACAUUCAACUAGCAAGAUUAAACGCCAACAAGUAAAGUCACAAAUGCAAAAUAGCAAACCAAUUCAAUCUUUCAAUUGUGAACUUUGCCGAAAAGUAUUCAAAAAACAAGACGCAUAUAAUAAACACCGCAUGACGUUGUCACACAUCGCAAAGCUAUCAGAACAAGAAUAUCUAGUGGCUCAACAAAAUCAGGGACCAGAUCAUUCUUUGCACCUGGCCAACGAUAAUUUGCUGCACGACCCAAAAACAAACCAAGGAAACCUUAUUACAAAAGAAACAAUUGAAUUAAAUGAAAAACUAUUGGAAAUCCCUGCGGUGCCGACGGCUGCCCCCACAACUUUAUCAACAAUGCCAUCAUUAGCAAAAACCUUGAUAGAGAAAAUCAAAGAUCACACUGAAAAACCUGUAAAAGAACUCAGUCAAGAAGAAAAACUGUUCUACGAAUGUUGUUCAAUGCUAAAGGAGUCUAAUUCGAAUGAAAAUGAUAAGUUAAAAAGUGUAACCACCAUGUCCUUGAAAUCAAAUGAAGCGAAUCUUUCGGAUAUGUCAAGCAUAAUUCACAUAAAUGAAGUAAAUAAUACAUCAACUCCUGUUCUUUCUACUAAUUUAGCAUCAUCCAUGGAGCAGAAUCCGAUGCGCUUAUCGACCGUUAAAUGUAGUGUGAUGGACGAAUUUGAAACUACUCACAAUGACGUCACUCUUACUCAAGAAGAACCAAUUAAUCAAAAGAAACAAAGAGAGUUAGAUGGGAACGUACAUUUUAUGACACAUGCGUAUGUUAUACCCAACCAGUUAGGAAAUGAUUCAGCACAAAUCUCGAUGCAUACCUCGAUGGUUAGUGGUACUAGUGGUGGUAGUAAUAACAAUGGCAGUAAUGCAAAAAUUAAAACUAAAGGAGCACUGAAAGGAUAUGACAAUUUCAAAGUAUCAAUACCAAUGUCGGGCUUAACCGUGAUGUCAGCUAACGCAACAAACAACUGUAUCAGUAUUGGCAAAGAGUCACGCUUGGAUACUCUAGCCGAUGUUGCGUUGUGUGGUGACAUCCCCAAAGAAUUUGGCAUUGUAGAACAAAGCGAAGAAAUCAUCUCUACUUCAGUUAAAGAUAAUGUAAACGCAUGCCCUGAAGCGCGUCUUAGGUUUCCCCUGAUUAAAACGGUUUCAAUGACAAACGAUCAAGCACAUGCAUCAUCUCCGAGAUUAUUAGAACCGAUUAAAACCGAACGCAAUAUUGAAAUGAAAAUUAACAAAAUCACAGCAAGGCGUACAGGCAUUAGUAUGUCAAAAUCUGUGAAAUUAAAUAAGACUGGCUUUUUAAAGAACCGGGAAUACACUAUAAAAUCGGCAAAAAAACCUUCCUCCAGAUGGGCUACAGGGCCAUAUCGAAGAAGAAUGUAUAAAAAUAAUCCUCCUCUCAACACAGUUGCCGAUGAUGAAGAAGAUGUGUAUGCUUUUCAAGACUCUCCAUGUGACGGCGUUUUACCUUCGUCCUACUCAUCUAAGAAAAUUAUUACAUCCAUACAGAAUCAAAAUUUGAUGAAAAAGGAAGAGGGAUCUAAGCUAAACCUAAAGCACAAUUCAUCUACUAUUCAAGCACCAACGUUGGAAGAUCACGAAGAUAGUCAGAUGUCAAGUUUGAGUUUUUCUGAUCGUGAUGAUUUUGUCUAUGGUACAAAUACGAUGAGUGAAGAAGAAGAAGAAGAAAAAGAAGAAGAAGAAGAGGACGAUAAAAACAGUAGCAUCAGUAGUAGUGAACAAACCACGCCUAAAAAAUUAACAACUGCUGAUGUUCAAAAAAAAAGUCUUAUUAUGGGUCGUAUCUUUAAAAAGGGUGGAGCAAAAGAUAAGCUUGUAAGUGAUUCAGGGGUGAGAAAAAAAUCAACCAGCGUUCCAGAAAAUAUUGUAAUCGAGCCGGCAAAGGAUGCAGGAACAGCAGCAAACAGUUCAAAAUCGUCAUCAACAGUCAAGUCCCCAGCAAAAGACUUUGAUAAGCUAUUUGACACAUUAAAAAAUGCAGCUGAUCCAUCAUGUCAACAUAACAGUAAUGAAUCCGCUAGCGAAUAUGAUAAUCUGCCCAAAGAUUCGUUUUGUGCGGAAUUAUUUGAAACUUCUGAUAAUAAUAUCGAGGUCAAAGUAUCCAAACAAGAUGUUAAUACACGGCAGCAGUAUCGCGUGGUGCAACACAAGCACGAAUCGAAAAAAUACGGACCAGAUAGAUUACGUCGCCAAAGAGCAGCUCAUCAAAAAAAUCUAACGGAAACGUGGGAUUCUGAGGAGUUUGAAGACUUUCAAACUGAUGACAUCAUAAAAUUAAUCAACAUAACUGAAGAUAAUGAAGUAAAUGAUCAUAUAUCAUCUAAGAUAAAGGGUCCUGUUUCUCGGUUAGCCGAAGAAGCCAUCGUUACUCAGUCAUCACUUAUAAGGGACAUAUGUCAAAAUGAAAGGCAGCUGCGAAAUACAGAAAACAUCUCCGAAAAGCAUAGUGGUUUGAAACGGGGAAUGCAAUCCCUCAAUGAAAAAAAAACUUCCAAAUUAGACACUGCGGUUACGGAUGACACUAUUCGGAAGGUUAUGGAAAGUGUCAUAUUAGAAACAAUGGGUAAAAGUUGUAAUAUAACCAAACGAAAGCCCAUUGUAGCCAUUGGCACGACUCACAGUAUAGAGUUGAAUAAUAAGCCACUUCAACUCACAUGUAAUAAUGAUAACAGUGUCCAUAACUGUCAAACGCCAAACGUGUCUACAGAAGAUGUUUCAUUAGCCUUAGAAUUAACAUCUCUAGAAGAGCAUACUUUAGAAUCCAGCGUAGUAAUAUCUUCAAAAACGAUAACAAGCAAGUUCAAGCAAAAACUAAAUUCAUCAUUGCAUCAUAAUCCAAGAGAAUCUGAACCGCAAAUUUCAUCUGGUGAGAAGGAUAAAGAACACAAUUCAAUAGAGCUAAACCACCUGAUAAACGAAUCGUAUUAUACAGCUGAUGCUCUCCACGAUUCAAACAUCAAAUCACUCACUGUAAAUAAUAAUAAUAACAAUAAUAACACCAAUAACAAUAAUGAUAGCAAAGGUAAUAAACUAGCUUCAAAAACACUGAAAGUAAAUAAGAGUAAGAGAAAACCAAAAACUACACAAAAAGAGAGCAUCAGUAAAAUUUCUUCGAUGUCAGCUGGAAAACAACGCAAAGCCACUCAAAAAAAAAUGAAAAACAUUGCUUACGACCCGGAUAGUGACUAUGAGCAGAGCAUCAAGUGUAAAAAGGUAAAAAGUAAAUUAUUGGAAAAUGAUAUUGAAGCUAACUUGAAAAUAGAACAGCUUCAAUCAACGUUGUUCAAUUCUGAUGAUAAUGGCAUUUUGUUAACGACGUCUCGCCGUAAGCGAAAUGCUGGAGAUAUGUUGUACUAUUGGUCAUCUAGCAGCGACGAAGAGUUACAUGUAGAAGGAAAAAAUCUUGUUGGUGGAGCGAAAGAAUAUGACGACAUUAAAAAAAAAUAUGGUCGUCGUCGAUAUUGUAAAUCUGUGACCACUAAUUCUUCGUUAGGGAACAAACGUGGUCGUAAAAAGAAACGAUGUGAAAGCUCAAAAUCAAUAUCGAAUGUAGGUAAUGCCAGUGAUGAUGCUACUAGCGCCCAAAAUGAUGAAACUGUAUUGAAAAAAAUGCAGGUAAGCUCGUCAAGCAAAGAAAUGCGUUCUUUGACCACUGUUGAAAGAUCAAAGCCAUUAACAUUAAUGUCAGCAAGCAAGACAGGCUGCAAAAAGCAGCUACUUACAAAAGUUGAAAAUGACAACUCAUUGUUAGUACAGAAAAUUCCUAUGCAAAUAGUAGAAGAAACAUCUACUACCAGCAACGAACAAUUGCAGCAGCAUGGUUGGAUAAUGGGCGAUUCACAUAAGAAGCUCGUAACGAUGUUGGCACAUGCUAAAGGAAAACAUGAUAGUCGAAAAUUCACGAACAAUCGUAAAAAGUAAAAGAAAAAAAUUGAUAGCUAAUUAGAGAAGUAUAGUAUAGUAAGUAUGUCCUCAUAUGUUCAGUUACGUAUUAUACACUGCAGUUUGACUCACGGUAGAGUAGACAUAAUGUGUGAUAGUAACAAUGUUUUGAUGUUUAUCAACAUGUCAAUGACUGUCUAAAUCAAAAUAUAAAAGAUGCAUUAAUGAUCAGAAGUUAUUAUAAAGCCAAGAAUCUUUUACAGUAGCAUGCAAAAAUAUACGUUGAAGAACGAUUUUAAUAGUUUCUUCUCCUCACCAAUAUCGGAUUACUCACGGAUUAAAUAACCGAGACGUAAUAUAUGACUAUGAUUUCGAAUGUUAGUAAAUGGUAUCAUGAAAAAGCAAAAUGUAUUAUGUAUACUAAAAUGAACUAUUAAUUUUACUUCGAAUAAAGCAACACUGUAUAUUCUUAGGUAUUAAGUCCUACUUAAUCGAGCAUAAGUCGCACAUAAUAAUUUUACACACAUUUCUGCGAUAACAAAAUUUAUGUUUGCUAGUUUUGAAAAAAUCACAACAAAGAUAAAAAAUGGUAGAUGCGAAAGAAAUAGAAAUUACAGCAUAACAGAAUCAAUAUUCUGACAAAGCAUGCGUGUAAAAUUGAGAUGUACACACAAAAGAUUUAUAAAGCAUUUUGUUUUAAAUAAAAUUAACAAUACUGCAAUAUUUCCUUCAUUUCCGUUAAGGUAUACAUGAUAUGGUGAAGCAUUUAAAAAAUAUUGCAUACCAUUCGAGUAAUAACACAGUAUAUUCCAAAUGUAUCGAAUGUGACAUGUGUAGCAUUGUACAGUACUUUUUAAAGAUAAUACAAUCUAAACGUAACACACAACAAAAUAUGCAAUAAUCAUAAACUCCAUCAUGUAUAUUAAAUCUGUACUCAUGCCCGUUGUAUGAGCUUUGGCUAGGAAAAUUAAUGUGCAAAACAGAUACGUAUUUAUUAGUUUAAGUAAAUGAAACAGGAAUCUUGUAAAAUUUUGUAAGACGUGGAUUUGAUUUUGAGCCUGGAAAAAAAUGUAUGUACUUAUUCUUGUUUGAUGAUUUAUUCAUUUUAUUAUAUUGCAUUUGUUGUAGCUAAUUCUUCAACCAGGCGAAUGAUGUUAUGAUUCAUUUUUAUUUGUUUGAUACAUAUUAUGGAUUACAAUUAAUGGCAAAAAAUUACUUUCACACGAAAUAUAUACGUUUGGUUAUACCGUGUUGAAUGUACAUCGGAUAUGAGGUAUUUGGUUUGAUUCUUCUAGUUUGUAAUCACAGUAUUGUGAGGAUUUAAUGUUGAACCGAAACUAAUAAACAAACACAAACAUUUUAUGUAAAGAUAACAUCGUAUAAAAUAUUUCACUAAUGUAGCACUUGCAAAAAAUCACUAUGUAUAGUUGAGCAUUAGUAUACUUGUAGAAAAAUUAAUGUAUCUUAAAUAAUGUUAUAUGCAAUGACGAAUGAUCUCAAUGAAGGCAAGUAAUAUGGACUAAUCAGACGCAAGAGAUAUGUGACGUAUCACUGUAACAUUUUAAACCAUUUGUGUGGCAAACAUGGGCAGCAUUUGCGUAUAACUAAUCUUACAAGUAGUAAGUCACGUGCUUUAGGUGGAGGUACACUAAAAGGCAUAAAUCAAUAUUUUAUGUAUAAAAUAAUGUUAUAAAAUCAAUAAACAUUAGUAAAUCGGAAUCUGUAGUUUCAACCAAGAAAUAAGAGUAUAAAUAUUUUUUUUACAAAACAUCAAUAUAUAAAAUAGAAAGAAUGAAACAUACAAAGGAUGGAUGAAUUGUGAAUCUGUGUCUAAUUAACAUUAAAUUGUCUUUGUAGAACAAAAACGAACAGCAUAGUAAUUGAAAAAUGCAAAAAUCCUCUCAGAACUAUAUUUUACGACUGCCAUAGAAGUUUAGUUCAUAAGGCGUUAUUCUAAAAGUACAAGUGAAGAUUAGGAUGGUGCUGGUUAAGGGCAGAGUCUUCACGACUAAACAGAAGCUACAAUUAGUGCUUACAAUUAUGCUUCUAUUGUUUAAUGUACACAAUCAUACAUAAAUAAGUGACAUCCUCAUCAUAUAAUCGCAUGGAUAUUAUUCUUAUCCCAAUUGAAUAGUAAACGAUGCCUCUAUGCUAAGUAUUA